Messenger RNA from Hyaloscypha bicolor E, 435 nucleotides. RefSeq names its product ribosomal protein S17e. The transcript has 3 exons. NCBI's taxonomy places the organism in Eukaryota, Fungi, Ascomycota, Leotiomycetes, Helotiales, Hyaloscyphaceae. Bases 1 to 435 code for a protein of 144 amino acids. The record is from RefSeq and is a predicted model, not a curated record. Gene Ontology annotation, molecular function: structural constituent of ribosome. Gene Ontology annotation, biological process: translation. Gene Ontology annotation, cellular component: ribosome.
AUGGGUCGCGUUCGUACCAAGACCGUCAAGAAGUCCGCCAAGGUCAUCAUUGAGCGAUACUACCCCAAGUUGACCCUCGAUUUCGAGACCAACAAGAGAAUCUGCGAUGAGAUUGCAAUCAUUGCCUCGAAGCGUCUCCGCAACAAGAUUGCUGGCUACACAACACAUUUGAUGAAACGUAUUCAACGUGGUCCCGUCCGUGGUAUCUCCUUCAAGCUCCAAGAAGAAGAGCGUGAGCGAAAGGAUCAAUACGUCCCCGAAGUUUCUGCCCUCGACUUCACUCAGAACGAGAACGGACUGGAGGUGGAUACUGAGACAAAGGAUCUCCUCAAGAGCCUUGGUUUCGAUUCUAUUCCAGUAAACGUCGUCCCAGUCUCCCAACAACAAACCGUCGAGCGUCCCCGCAGAUUCAACGAUCGUCCUCCACGUGCAUAG